Dermacentor silvarum is the source of this 4045-nucleotide messenger RNA. Its product is annotated as neuroglobin. Lineage: Eukaryota; Metazoa; Arthropoda; Arachnida; Ixodida; Ixodidae. Bases 160 to 732 code for a protein of 190 amino acids. The transcript has 3 exons. The record is from RefSeq and is a predicted model, not a curated record. Gene Ontology annotation, molecular function: heme binding; oxygen binding.
ACUAGCGACGACCAACGUUCAACACCGCCGGCGACGACGAACGACGCCUCAAUCAAGCAACCGCCGCGACGCGAGGAGAAGCCGACCGAAGGGGGGGCUGGGCCGGCCCACGAGAACGCGGAGACUAGGGGCGCUGGCGCCGCCGCCGCUGACGCCAUCAUGGGCUACGGCGUUAGCCGGCAGUCGGUGUUGCGCGGCGAAGCCGACGCCGAGCUGAGCACGGCCCUGACGCCGCGCCAGGCGCAGCUGGUGCGAUCCACCUGGGCAGUGCUUUCGCAGGACCUCGCCGGCACCGGGGUGAUCGUCUUCAAGCGACUGCUGACCCGCUACCCGGAGCUGUGCCGGCUGUUCCGCAAGUUCAUGACCCUUCGCGAGGACGGCAGCUACGAGUGGGACAUGGAGGGACUGCAGCGGCACGCGCUGCUCGUCAUGCAGGGACUGGAGGCGGCCGUCGAGAACCUCGACGACAGCCGCGUUCUCGCGGACAUCCUCUACGAGCUGGGGCGAAAGCACGCCCGCUUCAACGUCCAGGAGGACAUGUUCGACAAGCUGUGGCAGGCGCUGAAGUUUGGGCUUGAAAGCACCCUGCAGGAGCGAUUCAACCGCGAGGUGGCGCAGGCCUGGUUCCUGGUGUUCCGCUUCCUGUCUCGCCGCAUCAUUGAGGGCAUGCACAAAGCCAGGGCAGCUGCACAGUCACCACAGCAGCAACUGCAGCAGCCAGCGCCAACCUAGCAACGUGCCAACUGCCAACGCGCUGAAAGAAAUGCCAAAGAAUGCAAGGCUUGCACGCUUCUGAAGCUGCAAUGGUACUCAACCCUGUGGUUGAACAGGGUGGCCACACAACUGAUUGUGCUUUUCAAACUGACCUGUUUGCCGGCUACGGCGACCAUACUUGUGUGUGUGUGCUAACCAGAUUGAGCUAGAAGACCACUUCAUGGUCCCAAAGAAGCUUUUCUGUCAGUCUUUAGCAAAACAUCAAGUGCCGAGUCUUAUCAACAGUUUCCAGAGCAUCAGUUGGAAAUGAGCUGGAAAUACGGAGAUUGGAUUACACCAUACUUUUCAGCAUGCUUGCAGAGCACAAUCAUGGCAGCAGCUGUGGUAAAUUAAUGCAUAUUCCCUCCCUUCAGUAGUAUGCUGUAAAGACAGUAAUUGCAUGCUGGAAAAACCCGAGACUCGUAUGGCAACUGGUGUCACCCUAAAAGAGCUGUAAUAUUUGUUGGGGUUUACAUCCCAAAACUGCACCUCGACUGAUGGGUGCCAAGAUUUCAGAUUCAUUUUGAUGACCUGCAGUUCCUUUAAUGUGUGUAUAUAUUCCAGCAAAUGGUGGCUCUAAAGCAUUUAGCUUUCUUUGAUAGCUAACCCCAAUUUUUUUGAGAGUGCUGAACCAUUUCUGUGGGCCGAUCCCAAAGGUAGUGCAGUCUAACACAAUGGUAGAAACCACACGGUGGUACUGAUACCACCAGUGGCAUGGUAUCAUCGUUCGGUGUACCGCACGGUUGGCAAGGGGAGUGUUCUCAUAUUCUUCCCUCGUAACAUCUAGCAUUUUGAGAUGCUAUCAUUUGAGAAGCUGCACGGGGUUCCAUACUGCUGUUUGAGCAAGUGGUGCUCAAAGUACCGGUUGGCUACCGUGUACGAGUAAGGCACGGUGUUAUAAAACAUAACCCAUAGUGCAGCAUAGUGCCGCAACUAACCACCUCCCAAAGCAUGCUGAACACAUUCUUGGAUAGCAACCAGGGUUGGCUCUUCAUAAAUUUUUCUUGCGUUCAAUCUCCAUUGACUGUGCAGGAAUUGCACCUAAGUUCAACACUGGGGCUCAAGGCUGCACCUCUGCAAUGAUGCUAAGGCAACACAGAAACUUGAGAUGCCAGUUUGCCAUAGUUCAGUGAUGGUGUUUCAGUGUCAAGAAUGAGUUGCGUUCUGAGCGUUAUGUACUCAUUGUCAGCCACAAUGCAGGAUUUGCAAACAUAAAUUUGGAGAUGAAUGACAAGUCUGCGUGACAAUCGACUUGGAGCUGAUAUCCAUGUUUCCAGCUCAUCACUAGCUGAUGGGCAGGUGGCAUUGACUCUAAGGUGCUCAAUAGCCUGGUCUGCCAUAACCAGUGUACAAUUGUGGUUCCAUCGCAAGUUUAGCGCAGCGUGAUACAGCAGCAGUCAACUGUCAUCAGUCAUUUCUCUGGCUAAUGGUGUGCACUUAGGCUGACAGCACGUAUAGCAUGAACCAUUAUGAGAUUCAACUGUAGCACAUCUCUCAUCAGGCUGGCUUGAUGACAAAGUUGCCAGAGGUACACAGGUUACGAAUAUAGAUGUAAUGUCAUUGACUUCUACAAGCAUCUUCUUUUCUUACAACAGCAGCAAUACUCUGGGCCAAUUUCUUCAAACAAGUGUGCUUCUAAAUGAUCAGCAAAAAAGUGAAUGCUGUAGACAUGACAUGAACCUGUCAGCAAGCGACCACUGUCUCCUUGAACAUUUCCAAACACACAACACUUAGCAGGGAACAGUUUGUUUUUACAUAGUCAUGCUUUUCUCUGCAACGGCUCAACUUAAGGUAGGGCAGUUCAAUUGGCAAGCUUCCGAGCUUGAGUGAACUGCUCGACGAGGUUCCAGCACACAUUGGUAUGAUGGCCGCAGCUGUGUUGCCAUCCGGUGAACUUAAGCACACAUACAAUCGGGCCAUAUGCAGGUGGGGCAUUCAGCGCGUGCACUCUGCUCCACGGACUUUUCUUCCGUGUCCCACACCCUCACCGCAUGUGUGUCACCGCUAAACUGCUGGCGCGUUAAUGAUGCCAAGGACGCCAGCUCGAAGUAUGUAUACUCUGCCAAUGACACCUUUGCACAUGUGUCCGCGACACCGUGACAUGCACGUGACGUCACGUGCAUAUAAUGUCACAUCUGCACAAGUGUCACAUGUGACAAAUGUGACGUACGAGUGUCACAUUUGGGCGUGAUGUCUGUAAUCUGCACACUCGUCGACCCUGCAGCUAUUCUGCCGUGCUGGUGCUGUUCCCAUUUAUUGUUCCUCACCCACAUGUGACAUCAUUGUGAUCGACGGCCACCAGAUUUUUGUAAGCGAAGCCAAGGGAACAUUGUUGUUGUAUGUGUUGUUUGACUGUGUUGCGCUUGUCAACUGGUUUCUGCAUACGUUGGACUGGGGAUGUUAAAGGCUGACUGCAACAAUAUUUUGGAACACAUAAAAAUCCUAAUUUAUGAUAGUCUAGACAGAGAGAGGCCUUUGAGCAAAAUUUUACGCUUGAAAUACGAGUUGAUUUAUAACAAAAAGCUUGCGUAAAUUGAUGUCUCGAUAUAGAAAGUUGAAAAAAAAAGAUAAAGAAAAGCCAUUAUUAGCACUGGACAGAAAUGACACAGAACUCUAAAGGUUGAGAAGCAGCGAUGGUCACAACCAAGAGACAUUUGAGCAAGCGACGUGCCUCGGCACCCAGGUUCAAUCAGUGCACGUGCAUGGUUCCAGGACCUGUGUCGUAUCCGCUCAUCCCCAGGUGACAAUGUUUUCUGCUAAGGUGCUGUUUAAAGGGCAUUAAAUAAAAAGCAGGUGUUUACUAGCUGUGUGGCUUUGCCAAGAUUACUUCGACGGCAUGCGCUACUGAAUUUAUAACCAGUUCAACCAAAGUGCAAUUUUGUUGCAGUUGACCUUUAAUUCUGCAAGGAAGCUGUUAUUGCAUGUUGUGGAUACAAACCGCCUUUGCGCUGUAAAUGUAAAAGGUGCUACAUUCACAAACAAAAUUGUGCUGGCCAGCUUAAGGUUAAAACUAGAACUAUGGUGUAUUGCAGCUCAAGCCUCUGACUCGGAGUGCCAUGGUUUACAAUCAUACCACCAGUUUCUACUUGAACAUGGCAGCCGCAAAAGCAGCAGCACCUGGCACCUGAAACAUUUUACAGCGUGAAAUCUUUUGCAGAUCAAAAUGCGUGCACGCAAAACCAAAUUACCAAGACGUGGCAAUCACUAGAGAAAGUUUGUAUGUACCUGAUGAAAUAAACUUCAAAGCCACCACCCUUUCAAUUAAAGUAGAGAAGCUGGCAAAAAAAAAAAG